Molecule: messenger RNA, 4683 nt
Organism: Chelmon rostratus (copperband butterflyfish)
Lineage: Eukaryota; Metazoa; Chordata; Actinopteri; Chaetodontiformes; Chaetodontidae
Product: CTD small phosphatase-like protein
Exons: 8
Coding region: 558-1388 (276 amino acids)
Molecular function (GO): RNA polymerase II CTD heptapeptide repeat phosphatase activity
Source: RefSeq, a predicted model, not a curated record
CUCAAAAUACAUAAAGCCUCCAUGUUGCACAGGGAAUCUAGGGCCAGUAGAUAUGAACCGUUUGCCUGAAAGUGUUAGCUAACUUUAAUGUUGAAAAACUUUGAGCGUUUGAUACGUGCUUUUGGACAAUCGUCUGACGGGCUUCCUAGUAUUUUCAACGUUGUUCCAGACACGGCCUCACAUUUUGGAUGAUCGGAGCUUCACAGCUAACUCGCUAACCUAAGCUACUUGCUAACUUCAGCUAGUUAGCAAUUCAACGUCGUUUUUUUUUUAAACCACACACGCUGCCGGUGUUGCACACAAAAUAUUUGUUUGCAGCGAUGGUAUAUUGCGGAGAACCAUAAAUGACAGCCAUUCACUGGCUCCCUUUCACCACCUUGCUAGCUGGCUGGCUACCACCGCUGCCACAACACUUCGCCUCGGACGAUUGCCUGGCUUUGUGGGCUGGCUGGUCAUUCCCAUCUUAAACAGCUAGCUAACAGUAGCUAGCAAACGAAGCAAGCGCGCUUGUACGAAUAACAUUGUGGGAAACAAAAAAGGAAUAAACGCCCGCCUAAAUGGACCACAUGUCCAUAAUAACCCAGGUUUCCAACCCGAAGGAGGAGGAAGUAAUAUCCUUUAACCAGGAAAAAGCAUCCCAGUCGAACAGCAGCCUAAAGAAGCAGAGGAGCCGGAGCAUCUUCAGCACAUUUUUCUGCUGCUUUCGCAACUACAAUGUGGAACCACCAGCCACCAACACCAACACCAGCUCCCUGCCUCCACCUGUUGAGGAGAAUGGAUCGCCUCCAAAGUGUGACCAGGUCGAGGUCAUCCCUGUCCCUAGUCCACCAGCCAAAUACCUCCUACCAGAGAUGAUAAUAUCGGACUAUGGAAAAAAGUGUGUGGUGAUUGACUUGGAUGAAACACUUGUCCACAGCUCAUUCAAGCCCAUCAGCAAUGCUGAUUUUAUUGUUCCAGUGGAGAUCGAUGGUACCGUUCAUCAGGUGUAUGUGCUGAAACGACCCCAUGUGGACGAGUUUCUUCAAAAGAUGGGAGAGCUGUUUGAAUGCGUGCUCUUCACAGCCAGCCUUGCCAAGUAUGCAGACCCUGUGGCAGACCUGCUGGAUCAGUGGGGCGUGUUUCGAGCACGGCUCUUUAGAGAAUCCUGCGUUUUUCACAGAGGGAACUAUGUCAAAGACCUCAGCCGGCUGGGACGAGAGCUCAACAAUGUCAUCAUUGUUGACAAUUCCCCCGCCUCUUACAUUUUCCACCCAGAAAAUGCUGUCCCAGUCCAAUCCUGGUUUGACGAUAUGAAUGACACAGAGCUCCUGGACCUGCUGCCUUUCUUUGAGGGACUCAGCAAAGAAGAAGAGGUUUACGGAGUCCUGCAGAAUCUGAGAGCCAGGUAGCAGGACACACAACAGCGCCAUCUGUGCUCUCCACCUGCCUCUCUAUCAGUCUCUGCCCCUUUCUACAACCACAUCUCUCAGACUCAGGCAGAUCCUCCCACACGCGCCCCUCUUGUCUCUGCCCCAAGGGGACGCCUUGGAGUCUCACUGUGGAAACCUUCAUGUAACCCCAUCUCUGCUUUCAUCUCCUGGUGACUGGCUGCCUUCUGAGUGCCAUCAGAAAAAACAACAACAAAAAAAACAUGAAAUAUCCCAGGAGCACUGUGUUUGACAAAAACCACACCAGAAGUGUACAGAGCAUCCUAAGUUGAUAAUAUUGGGGACAAAAUGCUAAGAGGAAUGAACUCUGGUCUUCAUUUUCAAACAAAGUUUUACUAUUCGGUGAAGUGCUUGUUUUUAAACCAAAAAAACAACAGCAUUUUUUCUGGAACUUCUUUUGUGGUACCACACAAAAGUCUGAAAAGAUUUAGUCCUUGUAUUGUUGCUAUGCAGGCAGUUUCUGGUAGUAGAAAGGACUGUGAUUCUCUUUUCUUACUGAAUGAAGUGCCUUGUGUGAAUGUUGUUUAUAUGGGGAGAUAUUUUGUACAUGGCAUAUUUCCAGAGUACUUCAGUCUUUUCACACACAGUAUGCUUUAAAGUGGGCACAGAAGUAUCUUGGUAUAAAAGUUUUACUUUAGUUUUAUUUUUGAUCAUCAAUCGCUGGGUAAAUGUCUCCAUAGUAUUCUUUAUUUUUUCCAGUAUGCUUGUGCCACUCUAUAGAUGUGACUUUGUUUCUUUCUGCUUUCAUUAUAUGUAGAAAUAGUUCAUUUGUUUUAGGCGAAGGAGUACGUUUGCAAUUGUGAACCUUGCGCCCCACCUGCAAGUACAGUAGUUCUUUGCGUUUGAUAGUUAGUUCAGAUAGCUCAGAUAAAGUUGUGCCAUUUAUCUUAUGUCUCUCUCUCAUUACCCCCCCCCCCAAUCUCAUUUUAUUUGCCAAAUAAGGACAUUUAUCUUUUAACAGGCUUCAUAUCUUUAACAGGGGUUCAGCUGUAACUGUUAAAUCAUUAGUAGUAAGUAUAGCAUUAUAGGUUUUAUUCUGUUGACAAAUAGUUAUCAAAUACAUUUGUAUGUUUUUAAUGUUAUGAGGUCCUUGUAUGUCAUGUCGUGUUUAUCAUAUGGCUAGCUUUUUAGCCCACUUUAUGUUUUUUGGGUAGGGGGGCACACAUAAGUGGUGCAGCUUCGCCCUUCGGGGAUGAUCUUUCUCCAGAAUUGUACACAGUUGCAAAGGUAUCCCUUUUGUUAUUUCAAGUGGUCUGGGAUCUUACAGUUAAUGGGUCGAGUGCCAUGUUUUUAAUUUUUCAUGAGUUUAGUGUCUUUAGGGAGUAUAUUUUAGUGUCAGAUUGAGUCUGGACAGCGUUAAAAUCACACCAUUCUCUCCUGAUUGAUGAUGAUGAUGGCCCGCUCUCGUCCAGUAAUGGUGUAGAACCAGCGGAGGCGAUGUGUGGUGUUUACCUUCCCAGACUCUUUUUAACUGCUCUUCACCUCAGUGCCUAUGUUUUGAGAGGAGCCACACAAACCGAAUGCUGCAACAUUAGCUACCAUGGCAAUAACCUUAUCUGGGUGAGUUUCCAUCCCACGUGUUUGGUUUGGGUAUCUUGAGCACUUGGCGCGGCUAGCCAGUCAAGGUUUGGUUGACAGUAAAGGCUGGUCUUGUGAUAGAACCUUCGAACCAGGAGUUUCGGAGUUGAUCUGAAAACUGGACAUACACACGUGAUUUAGUCCUUUAGUCAUUUCAGAAUAAAAUUUAAAUUAUAAGAAUGUCCAAAUGACCCCCCCCCCCCCCAAGAUUUGAAAUGCUGAAACAACUUGAAUGUUGCUUGGUCUAUUUCAGCAACAGCAGCCAAACAACCUUGUAUGGUGAACUACAUUGUCAUCAGCUUAUCAGCUUUUGUUGUGGAGGAAAGUUAAAGAAAAUAGGACGCCUUCCGAACCUACAGAUGGGGGCUCAGUCCUGGUCCAUCCAGACAGCCUCCAGAUGUUAGGGGCCAGCUCUAAAUGGAACACUACUGGGGCACUGUAAACGGACUGUGAAGAACCUCAUCAUGGCAUUAAUGCCUUACUGCCUGUGGAGGCACAAAGCAAUGUUUCUUCAUUAAUUCCAAGGUUACAUCUACACAUUUUUAGCAUUGUCUCAUUAGCAUUUUCUUAUGGAGUGUGAAAACGGCUCGGCCAUAGUAUAUUUAGACCAUAUAUGGUCAGGUGAAUCAACAUUGUGAAACAGUAAAAUGAAGCAACGAAGCAUGAAGAAGCUCUGUGGUCCCAUCAAGGGAUUGUACGCUCCAACAGACCUCAUUUGCUUUAUUGCUUGGUUUAUGGGUCAUGGUGUUAUAUUGGAAAGACCUACACUACUUCAUAAUUUCCAACACUUUUUUGUUUUUCAAGUUGAAAGGCUGCUGCUCCUUCAGGCGUAUUGAAAUAUUUUCUUUUGCAUAAGCAUUUGUGUUGGUGGUUUCAGUGCAAUGUCCUUUUAUAAGAAGCGUUUGGUCGACUCUUCUCAACCUCUCAAUGAUUACCUUUGUCUGAAGAUGUUGUUUGUAUCAUUGUGAUAUUUUUCUACCUACCUUUUGUCAGUAUUUGGUUUGAAAAGUUGCAUAUUACCCAUUGUAUCCAGCUUUUUGUUUCCUCUUCCUUUCAGAGCUGUAAUGUUCCUCUCUCUUGCAUUUGGUAAGAGUUCUCAGUCAGGUCUCGUCUUUCCUAUCAGGGGACGUGUGUGUGUGUGUGUGUGUGCGUGUGUGCGUGCGUGCGUGCGUGCGUGUGUGCGUGUGUGUGUUUUCUUAAAGUGUUUUCUGUGUCACCUCACUCAUAAUCACACAUUCAUCAUUUUGUAUUGAUUUAACACCAAAGUUCUGCAACACUUGAGUUCAAGUCACUGUGUUAUUUUGUUUGGGGAGGGGGGGGGGGGUCAGGUUAUUCACCUUAUUUUUUAACACAUCUCAGCUCUUGUUGGCUUACUUUGAGUGUUGGCAGCGUGUUGUCAUCCUGAGCAUCAGUUUUUUUUUCUUUUCCAUAAUAAAAAGCUUCAUUGAAAUAAUUUUGUCAUGUCUAUAUUUUUUAUUCAAAUGUCUCAUAUUGUAAAUGAAUUAAGGCCAAAGAUCAUCACUUGAACUUGAUAUGACUGAGGUUUCCACUGUCUUUCUGUACCUGAUAUGGUCUAUUAACUCCAAAAGUCAUGAGAGAGAAUGUUACUGUGUUCUGUUGGCUUAUUUUACAGUGAUCAUGUAUUUUGCCAUCAAUAUCCUUCCAUGACAUGUCACAA